AUGGUGGUUGGAUCUUUAUACUUACCUAAGGACAAUCCAAACAAGCCUUUAGGUGAAGAUGCAGACUGGGCACUAAAGGGGAUUGACGCUGGAAUAUACGCGAGAGAGCUUAUGAAAGGUGAUCAUGUGAACCCUAAAAGGGUUCUUGAAGAAGCAUACAAAAACACAAAUUCAAAAGGAUCGUCUAUCGCUUGUAUUAUAACUCUUAACUCGGUGAAAAAUACUAUUGUUGUUGCUAAUGUAGGUGAUAGUGGAUUUUUACUAAUUAUAAAAGGAAAAAUUAUACACAAGUCGCCAAUACAACAACGAGAAUUUGGAUGUCCGUAUCAAUUGGGAAAUUGCAAUUCAGAUAGUCAUAAUGUUGCUCAGGAGAUGGAAUUAAACGUUGAGAAAGAUGAUAUUUUGAUAGUUGGGACGGAUGGGAUGCUCGAUAAUAUAUUUGAAAGUGAGAUAGAGGAAACUGUUCGAAGGGCGAUCGAUGAGAAGUUGAAGGCAGAGGAGUUGGCUAGUCAAAACAUUGCUUUGUAG
Messenger RNA from Solanum pennellii, 528 nucleotides. RefSeq names its product probable protein phosphatase 2C 55. The record is from RefSeq and is a predicted model, not a curated record. Lineage: Eukaryota; Viridiplantae; Streptophyta; Magnoliopsida; Solanales; Solanaceae. The coding region runs from base 1 to 528 and encodes 175 amino acids. The transcript is spliced from 2 exons.